AUGGAGAGGCGAGGGAGGUGGGGAGGAGGUGACGUAGCGGGGCGACGGCGCCGCGGACUGGAGCGGGGGAAGAGGGACGGGGACGGAGGGCGGGUCCGGCGCGGGCGCGCUGACGUCGCCGUGCGUUGUGACGUCGCGCGCCGCCCUCCGGAGUGUGUGGUAUCUGGCGCUGUGCGUGUGUUUGCGUGUUUGCGCCGGCCCUGCCUGCCCGCCUCCCUCUGCCUCUCCCCGGAGGGGCCGCAGUGGGCCGCGGAGACGGUGAGUGAGGCGCCGGGGAGCGGUGGGGACGACGACGGCGGAGCGGGAGCGGGCCCUGAGGGGGCGCCGCGGGCCUCGCCCCCUCCCCCACCCCCUCCCCGCCCUGAGGGCCCCUCCCCCUCCCCAGUGGUCCUCAGGAGGUGCAGGAGGCCCCGCCCACAGGGGAGGGGCUGGGCGGCGGACACGCCCCUUCCCGAGCCCCCCGCCCCGCCAGUAUAAAGAUGUGGAAAUAGACACACUUUAGGGGGGCUGGGAGGGGCCUCCUCACACCCCAGGCCCUGCUCUCCAUCACCCCCACCCGCCCCUUUCCCAAAUUAAGGUGUUAAAUCCCCUUUUCUUUGCCCCCACAUAUAGAGGCAUUCAUGUGCAAAUUGGGUGGGGGUACUGAGCCUCUGUUUUCCCUCCUCCCCGCAUGCCCACCCCAUCACAUUCCAGCCCCAGCUCCCCAUCACCCCCACCAGCCCCUUUCCCAAAUGAAGGUAUGAAUCCUCCUCCCCUUUGCCCCCACAUAUGUGCAAAUUGGGUGGGGGGUGAGGGUACUGAACCCCAGCUUUCCCUCCUCCCCACUUGCCCACCCCAUCACAUUCCAGCUCCAGCUCCCCAUCACCACUACCCAUCCCGUUCCUAGUUUAAGGGGUUAAGUCCCCUUCUCUUUUGCCCCCACAUAUAGAGGCAUUCAUUUGCAAAUUUGGGGGGGGGGUACUGAGCCUCUGUUUUCCCUCCUCCCCACAUGCCCACCCCAUCACAUUCCAGCCCCAGCUCCCCAUCACCCCCACCCACCCCUUUCCCAAUUUAAGGUAUAAAUCCUCCUCCCCUUUGCCCCCACAUAUGUGCAAAUUGGGUGGGGGGUGAGGGUACUGAACCCCAGUUUUCCCUCCUCCCCACUUGCCCACCUCAUCACAUUCCAGGCCCAUCAGCCCCACCCCUUUCCCAGUUCAAGGUGUUAAAUCCCCUUCUCUUUGCCCCCACAUAUAGAGGCAUUCAUGUGCAAAUUUGGCAGGGGUGGGGGUAGUGAGCCCAGUUCCCCUCCUCCCCACAUGCCCACCUCAUCACAUUCCAGCCCCACCUACCCCUUUCCCAGUUUAAGGUAUAAAUCCUCCUCCCCUUUGCCCCCACAUAUAGAGUUAUUCAUGUGCAAAUUUUGUGGGGGCUGAGGGUACUCAGCCCGUUUCCCCUCCUCCCCACUUGCCCACCCCAUCACAUUCCAGCCCCAGCUCCCCACCACCCCCACCCGCCCCUUUCCAAAAUUAAGGUGCUGAAGCCUCUUCUCUUCGCCACCCCCAGUAUAGAGAUAUGCAUGUAUUUGAUGUUAUAUACGCACUGUGGGGGGGCCUGAACCCCUGUUCUCCCUCCUUGCCUGUCACCCACCCCUCACAUUCCAGCUCCUGUUGCACACCCUUGUCAUCACUUCCCCAAAUUUAAUAUAUUUAAUUUAUUUAAUACUCUUAAUAUAUUUAAUACUCUUCUCUCCCACCCCCCACCCCAAUAUUAAAGCUGGGUUUAAGAGAAGGUUGGACAUAUCUGGGUGGAGGUGGGGAUCAUAGAAUUGUUGAGUUGGGAGGGACCACGAGGGUCAUCUUGUCCAAACCCCACAAUGCAGUAAUCUGUUGCCCAAUAUGGGGCUCAAACCCAUGGCCUUGAAAUUAAGAGUCCCAUGUUCUACCAACUGAGGUUUUCCAACGUCCAAGGACCUGUGAUGGGUAAGGGGAACCUGCGCUCAGGGUUCAGUGCACUUCAACAGACCAGAUCCUGGAGACUGGCAGUGUUGGGCUGGUGAUGGUGAUGUUGCUUUCAGGCCCUGUUUCCUGAGGGAUGCUGGGCUAGGUGUGCCUUUGCUCUGAUCUAGCCGUGUUCUUGUGCUUUCUCCUCCAUUGUUUGUAUUCCAUCUCUUAGGAUUCCUCCACCUUCAAUCCCUAAGGUGAGUUCUGGAGUCAUAGAAAUUAGAGGGAGGACUUUGACAGGCUCUAGCCCUGCUCCUUGCUCAGUGCUUAAAAUCUAGCCCUAGAGCAUCUCCCAACAGCUGGCUGUCAUUUCCAUCUCUCUCAAUCUCAAUUUGUGGUAUCCAUUCUUAGCCUUGCCCCAGCCCCAAUACUGGGUGUUUUGUUUUAGGUGAGACUGAAUACCCUCCUUUCUUCCUAACCUAGAUCAUCCAUCCUUUUCUCCCCACCCCAUUCCAUCAUCAGUUCCACCUUUUGACCAGUAGUCAACAUUCCCCUCUUUAAAUCUAGGCAUUUUCCUCACACACAUUUUCCUCCCCAAAGCCCAGGAGUUGUGCUGAUAAUCAUUAUUAGCCCUUUGCACUUAAAAUCCCUUCUUUCUACAGUAAGUAACAUUUAAGGCUCCCUCGCUUGGUUUGGGCAUUAACUAUUAAUCCAGUUAUCCAGCCAAUGAUACUCUUAUCUAGUGCUUUACCUCUCUCCUGGCCCAGGAACUUUCCACAUUCAGCAAGCCUCCUCCCCACCUCCAGAAGCAGCUUCCCUUGUCUUCUCUCAUCUGGAACACAACUUGGAAGGAUCUUAAAGUGCCUUUAAUCAUUUUCUCCUCUCCUCGCCACUCCUUAGACCAAAUGGGCACAUCAUAAUGAAGCAGCUGUGCCCAUUGUUCACCUAAGAGUCUUAUUGGGAAAUUUCUUCCCAGGUCAGUUUGUUUCCUGAGAGUUUUGAAAGGCUUCUCCAAGAGAGCCGGAACAUUCUUAUCCCUAGGCACAAGUUUAAACUGUUGCAGCAAAAUGUAUGUUCAGACUGCUUCCUGAUGAUCCCAGUCCAAAAGCUUGUGCUCUCCCUCCCCUUCAAUAGAUGAAAACUCAUUGGUUGCUUUUAUGACACCUGUAAGGUGGUUGGGAAGAUGUGUACCGUAUAGAAAUCCCAGUUUUCCUCUGGGCAUUUAGAGAAAUGGAUGCUCUGACUUAGGCUGAAUGGUGACCCUUCAACUCCUCAGAGGGGACAACGUGUGCUAUUGGUGCAGAACUUGAGCAUCUCUCUGCAAGAAUUGAACACAUUGGGGGUGGGAUUUGGCAGGCUUAUUGGUACCUUGUGGUAGUUGCACAUUUAGCUCUUCCUGGUCACAUGACCCUGGUGGGCUUGGUGUAAUUUUCUGGUACACUUUCAGUUUGAGUCUUGUGCUUUCUGAAUUUCAAGGCUCAACGUACUGGGGCUUCCUCCCAUCCUUCUUUUCAGCCAUUUGUUCUGAAUGGUUUCUAAGAGAGCUUUCUAUUUGUGUUGCUAAAUCAAUAAACUACAAUGCUGGUCUCUCUGUAUAGAAGUGGAAAGCUGUUUUGCCCUGCCUGAAGGAGAUAAACUGAUGGCAACACCUGAGGUGUGAAAUAUUAACUCCUUAAAUAAUCGCUUAACUUCUCUCCAACACAUCUUGCUGUUUUCUUUGUAUACCUUGGGAUCACUGGUGGAAAGGGUUUGUGUAUGGAAGAAAGUCUCUCUCUCUCUUUUUGUACUGUAAUUGUGCUUUUUAGAACAUUUAUUUUCGGGUCUUCAAGUUAAUAUUGCAAAGAGGGAACUUUAAUGACUGGUAUGACCAGGCCAAAGUUUCCCAAACUUUUGGUGAUGGGUGCACUUUUUUUCUUGAUUGAAAAUUGUAGGCAUCCUUCUUUCUUUACACAUGUUACAAGUAAACCUUUUGAGGAGCCUUGUCUGCAAUUGUGGGAGUCACUGGUGACAGUACAAACUAUUAACACUAAGCAUGAUAUAUACUGGCAACCCUAUUGUCAAAAGUUUCUUGCCUUAUUGGUUGGUUGAAGCUUGUGGUUCCAUCCUUUGUGUUUUUCCCUCAGGCUUCCUAUCUUGCAUUUAACACUCUGUAACCAGAUUUGUCAGGACAAGAGAUAAGAAGGCUGAGAUUCUGCCAUUCUUCUGCCUGCCUAGAAACUGCAACCAGAGAGCAAAAGCAGAUUAAGAAACUUGGAAGGAGAGGUCAUCUGUUACUGUAAUGCUCUGUAUCACUAGUAACAUGGUCUGUGUCCAUGACAGCUGUGGAUAUGUAAGGGCCUGUCAAAAGACUUUAUUUGGGGGAAAGCUUAUCUGACUUGAAAUAUCUUUUGUGAUGCGCUGCUGUUGAGUAUCCUUAGAUUAUAAAAUGACCCAUAAGUCUCAUUCUGAACUGUCUAUUGGAAACUUGUUCUGGACCCUGUUUUAAGGUGGGUGUGUCUCUUACCUGGCUUGCAAGAAGACCCAACUAGUGCAAAGGGAGUAAACUUUGCACUUCACAAUUACCGUAUUUUUCGCUCUAUAGGACACACUUUUUCCCCUCCAAAAAUUAAGGGGAAAUGUGUAUGCGUCCUAUGGAGCGAAUGCAGGCUCCUUGGCUUCAGCGAUAGCAACGCAAAGCCUCUAAAGUGCAGAGGGAGCGCUCCCUCCGCACUCCGGAGGCUUCGCGUUGCUUUCGCUGAAGCCUUCGGAGCGCAGUGCGAGUUCCCGCUGUGCUCUGGAGGCUUCGGGUUCCUUUUGCUGAAGCCGGGAGAGCAAGACUCUCCUGGCUUCAGCAGAGAGGGAGAGCUGCGCAGCGCCCCUUCAGCCCAGCAGGAGGAGAAAUGGAAGGGGCUCCGUUUCUCCUGCCGCUUCGCUGAAGGGGCGCUGAGCAGAGAGGGGGAGAAUUUUUUUCUUGUUCUCCCCCUCUAAAACAAGGUGCGUCCUAUGGUCGGGUGCAUCCUAUAGAGCGAAAAAUACGGUAGUUGGGUUUUUAACUUCUGGGAGUUUUGCAAGGGUGUUGGAAAUUGGGGUGAGUGCAUGAGACGACGUUGGCCCUGAGGGCCAUCAUCCAGUUUGUCGUUCCAUGAGCUGCUUUGCUGGCUUCAUUACAUGACAGGCUGGGAUUGGCAAGUUUGUUUAUCUAGAAUCAUAGAAUCAUAGAAUCAUAGAAUCAUAGAGUUGGAAGAGACCACAAGGGCCAUCGAGUCCAACCCCCUGCCAAGCAGGAAACACCAUCAGAGCACUCCUGACAUAUGGUUGUCAAGCCUCUGCUUAAAGACCUCCAAAGAAGGAGACUCCACCACACUCCUUGGCAGCAAAUUCCACUGUCGAACAGCUCUUACUGUCAGGAAGUUCUUCCUAAUGUUUAGGUGGAAUCUUCUUUCUUGUAGUUUGGAUCCAUUGCUCCGUGUCCGCUUCUCUGGAGCAGCAGAAAACAACCUUUCUCCCUCCUCUAUGUGACAUCCUUUUAUAUAUUUGAACAUGGCUAUCAUAUCACCCCUUAACCUCCUCUUCUCCAGGCUAAACAUGCCCAGCUCCCUUAGCCGUUCCUCAUAAGGCAUCGUUUCCAGGCCUUUGACCAUUUUGGUUGCCCUCCUCUGGACACGUUCCAGUUUGUCAAUGUCCUUCUUGAACUGUGGUGCCCAGAACUGGACACAGUACUCCAGGUGAGGUCUGACCAGAGCAGAAUACAGUGGCACUAUUACUUCCCUUGAUCUAGAUGCUAUACUCCUAUUGAUGCAGCCCAGAAUUGCAUUGGCUUUUUAGCUGCCGCGUCACACUGUUGGCUCAUGUCAAGUUUGUGGUCAACCAAGACUCCUAGAUCCUUUUCACAUGUACUGCUCUCAAGCCAGGUGUCACCCAUCUUGUAUUUGUGCCUCUCAUUUUUUUUGCCCAAGUGCAAUACUUUACAUUUCUCCCUGUUAAAAUUCAUCUUGUUUGUUUUGGCCCAGUUCUCUAAUCUGUCAAGGUCGUUUUGAAGUGUGAUCCUGUCCUCUGGGGUGUUAGCCACCCUCCCAAUUUGGUGUCAUCUGCAAAUUUGAUCAGGAUGCCCUUGAGUCCAUCAUCCAAGUCGUUGAUAAAGAUGUUGAAUAAGACCGGGCCCAAGACAGAACCCUGUGGCACCCCACUAGUCACUCUUCUCCAGGAUGAAGAGGAACCAUUGAUGAGCACCCUUUGGGUUCGGUCAGUCAGCCAGUUACAAAUCCACUGAGUGGUAGCAUAGUCAAGACCACAUUUUACCAGCUUCUUUACAAGAAUAUCAUGAGGCACCUUGUCAAAUGCCUUGCUGAAAUCAAGGUAGGCUACAUCCACUGCGUUCCCUUCAUCUACCAGGCUUGUAAUUCUGUCAAAAACGAGAUCAGGUUAGUCUGACAUGACUUAUUUUUCAGAAAUCCAUGCUGACUAUUGGUGAUCACAGCAUUCCUUUCUAGGUGCUCACAGACUGUUUGCUUAAUGAUCUGCUCCAGAAUCUUCCCUGGUAUUGAUGUCAGACUGACUGGGCGGUAAUUAUUUGGGUCCUCUCUUUUCCCUUUUGAAAAUAGGGACAACAUUUGCCCUCCUCCAGUCUGCCGGGACUUCGCCUGUUCUCCAGGAAUUUCAAAGAUGACUGCCAGUGGUUCUGAGAUCACAUCUGCCAGUUCUUUUAAUACUCUUGGAUGCAGUUCAUCUGGCCCUGAGACUUGAAUACAUCUAAACUAGCCAAGUAUUCUUGUACUAUCUCCUUAGUUAUUCUGGGCUGUGUUUCCUUUGCUGAAUCAUUUGCUCCAAAUUCUUCAGGUCGGGCAUUGUUUUCUUUAUCGGAGAAGACUGAGGCAAAGAAGGCAUUGAGGAGUUCAGCUCUUUCUGUGUCCCCUGUUUGCAUUUCACCAUCUUCUCCUCUGAGUGACCCCACUGUUUCUUUGUUCUUCCUUUUGCUACUGACAUACCCAUAAAAGCCUUUUUGUUGCUUUUAACCUCUCUAGCAAGCCUGAGUUCAUUCUGUGCUUUAGCUUUUCUGACUUUGUGUCUACACGUGCUGGCUAUUUGUUUGAAUUCCUCUUGGUGGUUUCCCUUUUCCAUUUUUUGUACACAUUCAUUUUUACUCUUAACUCAGUUAAAAGUUCUUUAGAUAGCCACCCUGGCUUCUUUAGGCACCUUCCAUGUUUCUGUCUCAUUGGUAUUGCCUGACGUUGUGCUUUUAGUAUCUCCCUCUUAACAAACUCCCAGCCAUCAUGAACUCCCUUUCCUUUUAGUAUUACUGUCCAUGGGAUCUCACCCAGCACUUCCCUAAGUUUUAUGAAGUCAGCUUUCUUAAAGUCAAGAAAUUGAGUCCUAGUAUGCUUGGCUGCUCCUUUCCGCUGUAUAGUAAACUUCAGAAGAGCAUGAUCACUCGCGCCUAAUGAUCCUUCCACUUCUACCCCACUAACCAGGUCAUCAACAUUGGUUAGGACCAGAUCUAAAAUGGCUGUUCCUCUUGUUGCUUCUCCCACUUUCUGGACAAUGAAGUUGUCUGCAAGGCCAGUGAGGAAUCUGUUUGACCUUAUGCUCUUGGCUGAGUUUGACAUCCAACAAAUAUCCGGGUAAUUGAAGUCCCCCAUUACUACUAUCUCCUUCCUUUUGCAUGCUUGGCCAUCUGUUCCAGGAAGGCAUCAUCUAUGUCCUCCGUUUGGCUUGGGGAUCUAUAGUAAACUCCCACAAUGAGGUCACUGUUAUUCUUCUCUCCCUUAAUUUUGACCCAAAUGCUCUCACUUUGGCUUUGAGGUUCUAAAUCUUGGAUCUCUUCACAGGUAUACACAUCCCUGACAUAUAACGCCACUCCUCCUCCUUUCUUGUCUGGUCUGUUUCUCUGAAAUAGAUUGUAUCCCCCAUUAUUACAUUCCAAUCGUGGGACUUAUCCCACCAGGUUUCAGUGAUGCCUAUUAUGUCAUAUUUAGUUUGCUGUACCAAGAGCUCAAGCUCAUCUUGUUUAUUUCCCAUGCUUUGCGCAUUAGUGUACAGACAUUGAAGUCCAUUAAUCAUUCCCCGUGUCUCUUAUUUAAGGAUUUUUCCUCCCACCACUAGGUCUGUGUGCUGUUUGCUCCAUUUGGUCUAUGACAUUUGGAUGAUCAUCUUCAUCAAUUGAUAGACUCCUACCUUCAGGAGCACUGUCUCCCUCCCCACAUUAGUCAGUUUAAAGCCCUCCUGAUGAGGUUUCUGAGAUUUUUGGCAAAAACAUUUCUCCCAACCGUUGUGAGGUGCAGCCCAUCGCUUGCCAGAAGUCCAUCUUCAAGAAACUGCAGUCCGUGAUCUAAGAAUCCAAACCGUUCCUGUUUACACCAUUUGCGAAGCCAGCUGUUCACUUCCACUAUUUUCCCUCUCUCCCUGGGCCACGUCGUUCAACUGGGAGGACAGAUGAGAUCACAAUUUGUGCAUUUAAUUGCUUCAAUUUCCUGCCCAGAGCCUCGUAGUCUCUUUUGAUCUUCUGGAGGCUAUUGCUUGCAGUGUCAUUGGUUCCCACAUGAACCAAGAGGAAGGGGUAUUUGUCAGUGGGUUUUAUGAUUCCUUGCAGUCGUUCAGUUACAUCUUGGAUCUUAGCCCCGGGAGACAGCACACUUCCCGAGACAUCUUGUCAGGCCCACAGAUCACUGCUUCUGUUCCCUCAGUAGGGAAUCCCCUAUCACCACUACACGCCUCCUCUUAGGUUUGGUCGGGGUUCUUCCGUGAGCUGUCUGCUCCAAGGUCGCCUGCACAUUCCCUGAGGACUGACUUUGCUGCUCGUCUUCAUAUACCUGAUCGACUGUAAUGAGGGAGAGAUCCUCAAAUGGAGUCUGCUCUUCGUCUUCCAUGCUAGGGGAGAGGACCUCAAAGCGAUUGUGUAUUUCUAAACAAUCAGAGCGAACCCUGGGCCUCCUACUUCUUUGAGUCACGUUUCUCCAUAUAUCUGGCUCCUGUGUUGGUGAACUAGCGUCCUUCUCAGGGGAGUCCCCUGUCUCCUCCUUGGUGGAGACGGUGUGCUCUGUUGCUUCCAAGAAGAGCUCCAGCUCUCUAAUUCUUUGGAGCGUAGCUACACGUUCCUCCAGUUGCUGGACUUUGUCUUUUAAGAGGGCAAUCAACAUGCAAUUGCUGCAGGUAAAGCUGCCUGCAACCUUUGGCAAGAUGGCAAACAUUGCGCAGGAACCGCAGGCGACUGCAGCUGUUCCCUCCUCCAUCUUGAGAACGUGUCGUUGGGGUGGCUACAGCAGUCCUCCAACAUAAAAAGCGUUAAGACAGGAAAAAUUACUCCCCACACAAAAAACCUAGGUCUCCCCAACAAACGCUUGAGACUAGCUCCCUAAAUCUAAAAGAUGGAUCAAACUGCUGCCCUGCAAGCUCUGAUAAGCUCCUCCCACAGCUAAUCACCUGCCUGAACAGAAACCCUGCCCCCUCUGACCUUUGCACAGGGAGAGCAGCCAAUCAGCCACAAAGAAACACACACACACACAAGAAAACCCUUUUGCUCCUUCUUCAACUGCUGCCCUGCAAACUCUGAUAAGCUCCUCCCACAGCUAAUCACCUGCCUCAACAGAAACCCUGCCCCCUCUGACCUUUGCACAGGGAGAGCAGCCAAUCAGCCACAAAGAAACACACACACACAAGAAAACCCUUUUUGCUCCUUCUUCAACUGCUGCCCUGCAAACUCGUCUUUCCAUUCGUCUAUCUCGUCUAUCUUCUGGUCUUUCCAUUCACUUGUCCUUCCUGUGCACACUUCAGCUGUGAAGCCGUUUGCUUGCAUGCGCUACCAUAGAGAGUAAUUGGCUUGUGUGUGUAUAUCAGUAUUGGGCUAGGCUCAGGCAGAGCUUUUCGGUUACCAGGGCACUGGUAACUUUGUGGGGAGGAUGCCCCAGAGUUCUUUGUAAAUUUGCACAAUGGCUAAUUGUUUAAAUUUAUUAUAUGUUUUAUGUGUUAUUGCUGUAUACCGCUUUGAUAUUUUUCGUUACACGAUAAAGUGGUAUAUAAAUACUUUAUUUAAAAAAACCAAACUUUGAUUCCUAAAGCACAGGUAGGUAGGUAAUAAUUUAAUAGUGAUAAUUUUAUUAUUUGCAUGUUGCCCACUGGACUGGAUUCCCCCAGCCACUCUGGAAAUCACCUGGAAAGGGUCCUGUGAACAAAUAAAGGCUUGUCCAUACUUUUGCUUGAGCCAUAUUUUGAUCAUAUUGUGUACCGAUUAAUUCCUCCGGCUCCAAGAGCUUUUCUCGUUGUUCCACGGCUGUGCCUUGCAAAAGUUCAGUCUUACCUGCUGAAUUGAAGCUUCGCUAAGCAGAAUUGCUUUUUUCGGAUUUUCCACGGGUCUGACAAGUCAAGCAAGAGUGUGGAUGAGCCCUAAUUCAGGGUGAACCUUAUUGCUCUGUUUUUGUGUGGGCUCCUUUCUGGCUGAGCAAUAUGUGAAAACUAAAGCUAGCCAAACUACGGAUAGUAAAGCAGGGAGAGUCAUCAAGGCAUCGGAGAUUCUCCCUUCCCAGGCCAGCGUUCUUUCUUCCUAAUGAGCCGUUCACCUUCGCUGCUUUAUUCUUUAGCACAGUUUUGGUCAGCUAGAAGUGUGCCAAUACAGACCUGACUCUUCCUCUCAUGUCCCACCUGUUGCUGUGAUCAAGAGCUGUAGUGUCACUGGCCUCUCGUGCACGAAAUGGUGCCACGCAUCCUCCUGAGCCCUGAAACCUCAUUUUGAAUCGGGCCUUUUGCAUUCUGGUUUAAAAGUCCUUUUUGUAGCUCUUGGCAGCCCUGUUCCCACGUUUUGAUUGCUCAACUGUGAGAACCAGGGACGUGCUGGCCUUUUAAGAUACCUGGAUGUUUCAGGAUCAGGGGCAGGUAGCCGCAGGCCGCAUAGGCUGCAUCCUACUGCCUCCGUUCAAUGGGUUGCCAGUUUGUUGGGGUAGCAGACUUCAGUUUCAGCAUUACCCCUUUGGGGUUCAGAGAGAAAAGUUGCCACCAACGCCGACUUGGAUUCUUUGUGAAGAACAUUUGUGCUGGGUUACCAGGAUGGGGCUUAUAGUGUUCAGAGUUCUAGCCCCAGAUUCCUUAUGCAGCUGAAACCCACCUUGGAUCAAAUCUAUGCUUCCAGGUGCCAUAAGAAAGCCGCAGAGAUAGUGCAGGAUAGUGCACACCCAGGAAAUGAUCUCUUUCAGCUUCUGCCUUCUGGAAGAAGGUACAGGGUUAUAAAGACUAGGAUUAGCCGCCUGAGAAACAGUUUUUACCCAAAUGCAAUUUUGGUUUUAAACGCAGUGUAAGGAGUCUCUAUGGGUGUAUAUUGUAUUUAGAAAUGGGGUAUCAGAGUUUUUAGGGGGGUAACUAGGUUGGAAUAGCAGGCUUGUUGGGUUUUGAAUGUUUUAUGUAGAUUUUUCAAUUUUGUUGUUCUGAAUGGGACAAUGACAAUAAAGAUUAUCGUAUCGUAUCUUAUACAGUGGUACCUCAGGUUACAUACGCGUCAGGUUACAUACACUGCUAAACCAAAAAUAGUGCUUCUGGUUAAGAACUUUGCUUCAGGUUGAGAACAGAAAUUGUGCUCCAGCGGCGCAGCAGCAGCAGGAGGCCCCAUUAGCUAAAGUGGUGCUUCAGGUUAAGAACAGUUUCAGGUUAAGUACAGACCUCCAGAAUGAAUUAAGUACUUAACCCGAGGUACCACUGUAAACCAAAAGCAAAACUCUUAGUACAGGCAGCGACCAUUUCGCGUGGGAUGGGGAUGUCUGUCCUUGGCCCCCAUUAUGCCCCCUUUCUGCCCUCUUCCACGUCCCAAAGUACCCGUGCUUUAGCAAUCGUGCUUCAGUUGGACGUGCCUAAAAUAGUCGCCACCUGUAGCUAGUAUCAAAAGUUUUAGGCACAAUUGCUCUACAGGAGUGGCUCCCAGUUGAUGGUCCACAGACUCCAGGAGAUCUGUGCCACCAUCCACAUAGCAAAACCUACCAUAGAGAUGCCAACAUUUUCAAAAGUAGAGGGCCCAUGGCUUGGCUUUUGAACAACAGGCGGUCCACAGUAUUUAGCAAAUCUGGAACCACUGCUCUACAGGGUUGUGGUUCGGGGAGAAAUUGGAUGCUAAAGCUAGCCCCAUGGCUACUAGUCACGAUGACUAGUACAGAUUAGAGAACUGGGCCAAAACAAACAAGAUGAAUUUUAACAGGGAGAAAUGUAAAGUAUUGCACUUGGGCAAAAAAAAUGAGAGGCACAAAUACAAGAUGGGUGACACCUGGCUUGAGAGCAGUACAUGUGAAAAGGAUCUAGGAGUCUUGGUUGACCACAAACUUGACAUGAGCCAACAGUGUGACGCGGCAGCUAAAAAGCCAAUGCAAUUCUGGGCUGCAUCAAUAGGAGUAUAGCAUCUAGAUCAAGGGAAGUAAUAGUGCCACUGUAUUCUGCUCUGGUCAGACCUCACCUGGAGUACUGUGUCCAGUUCUGGGCACCACAGUUCAAGAAGGACACUGACAAACUGGAACGUGUCCAGAGGAGGGCAACCAAAAUGGUCAAAGGCCUGGAAACGAUGCCUUAUGAGGAACGGCUAAGGGAGCUGGGCAUGUUUAGCCUGGAGAAGAGGAAGUUAAGGGGUGAUAUGAUAGCCAUGUUCAAAUAUAUCAAAGGAUGUCACAUAGAGGAGGGAGAAAGGUUGUUUUCUGCUGCUCCAGAGAAGCGGACACAGAGCAAUGGAUCCAAACUACAAGAAAGAAGAUUCCACCUAAACAUUAGGAAGAACUUCCUGACAGUAAGAGCUGUUCGGCAGUGGAAUUUGCUGCCAAGGAGUGUGGUGGAGUCUCCUUCUUUGGAGGUCUUUAAGCAGAGGCUUGACAACCAUAUGUCAGGAGUGCUCUGAUGGUGUUUCCUGCUUGGCAGGGGGUUGGACUCGAUGGGCCUUGUGGUCUCUUCCAGCUCUAGGAUUCUAUGAAAUGAUCUCCAGGACCAGGAAGAGAACAUGCCUGUGAAUGCCAUUUGCUGGGAGUUGCAGAUGAGAGUGCUGUUGCACCCAGCUCCUCCUCUUGGGCUUCCCUUUGGAGUUCCUGGGUGGCCACUGCCAGAACGGGAUGUUGGACUAAAACUAGAUAGACCUUUCAAUCUGAUCCACCAAAACCCCUCUUAUGUUCUUUAAGCUUGGGGCUGUUGCCAUCAUAUGUUCAGAAACUUUGGGGGUUUCCGAAUCCUGUCUGGCUUGCAAAGCCGGUCAGAGCCCUGGUUGAGUGUUGAUAAUGUUUUCCCUCUUGGCGGACGGUGCCUGCAACAACAACAACAAUAAUUAUUUUAUUAUUCAUACCCUGCCCAUCUGUCUGGGUUUCCCCAGCCACUCUGGGAGACUUACAGCACAUUAAAAAAUGUAGAACAUAUAGACAUUAAAAAAUUUCCCAAUACGGGAUUGCCUUCAGAUGUCUUCUAAAAGUCAGAUAAACAACUAUCUGACUUUUAGAAGACAUCUGAAGGCAACCCAAUAUCUGGAAAUUUGUAAUGUCUAUUAUAUAAUAGACAUUAAUAGGCAAUAGACAUUAUAUAAUGUCUAUUGAUGGGAGGGUGUUCCACAAGGAGGGCGCCACUGCCGAGAAGGCCCUCGGCCUGGUUCCCUGUAACUUUGCUUCUCACAGUGGGGGAACUGCCAGACGGCCCUUAAAGCUGGACCUCAGUGUCCAGGCUGAACAAUGGCAGUAUAUCCUUCAGGUAUACUGGAUAUACUGGGCGGAGGCCGUUGAGGGCCGCAAAGUGGAAUUAUGCUUCAGCUUCACUUUCAUUCUCUUGGGCUGCAUUCCAGCCCCACAACCCACUGCAUUGGGUUUGGACGAGGCAGAGGUCUCUCUUUGCCUGGGCCAAAAGAAGCUCCACCAGCCAGGGCCGGACAUUUCGCCACAAGAGGCAAAACAGAAAAUGGCACCCACCACCGCUUGCCAGCCUGCCACCUGAGGUAACUGCCUAAUAACAGCUAAUGGGCAGGCCGGCCCUGGCACCAGGAGAUGAGUCCAGCGACACUGCCCCAGUACAGAACUUCUUGUUCAGAAGCGUGGCUGGAUGAUAGUGAUGCAGGCUGAAUCCCCACUGAUGGUAGCCCCCUCCACUGCCAUCAACAGAAAGCCCUCAAACAGGCUGCUCGUUCUAACUCUGAAGGUGACCCGGAAACUACAACUAAUCCAGAACGCGUCAGCUACACUGGUGACGGGGGGUGGCCACUGAGACCAUAUAACACUGGUCUUGAAAGACCUACAUUGGCUCCCAGUACGUUUCCGAGCACAAUUCAAAGUGUUGGUGCUGACCUUUAAAGCCCUAAAUGGCCUCGGUCCAGUAUACCUGAAGGAGCGUCUCCACCUCCAUCGUUCUGCCCGUACACUGAGGUCCAGCUCCGAGGGCCUUCUGACGGUUCCCUCGCUGUGAGAAGCCAAGUUACAGGGAACCAGGCCUUCUCAGUAGUGGCACCCACCCUGUGGAAUGCCCUCCCACCACCAGAUGUCAAAGAGAUAAACAACUACUAGACUUUCAGAAGACAUCUGAAGGCAGCCCUAUUUAGGGAAGCUUUUAAUGUUUAAUAGGUUAUUGUUUUUUAGUGUUCUGUUGGGAGCCGCCCAGAGUGGCUGGGGAAACCCAGCCAGAUGGGCGGAGUAUAAAUAAUAAAUUAUUAUUAUUAUUAUUUGAUGGCAUCAGGAUGUGCCAGCUGCAAGGUAUCACAGCACAGAGAAUAGUUCAACCUGUCUUGCUCCCUGACCAGCGUCCGGAUGGCUCUGCCAGCUGUUGGCACAGCCCCUUGCCCAGCUUUGGGUCUCUACCUGCAGACCCGAGCGGCUCCCUCCUCCACAUUACGUAGCUGUGGGUGGCAUUUGAUGUGCCUCCUUCCUCCUCUGAAGGUAUAAUUAGGGCCAGCUGCCUUGCUGCUCCUCCAGACUUCUCCUGGUGGCUUUUCUUGGGGACGGCAUUUGCUUUGGUUGGCUCUAAUUAUAGUGUCCAGAGGAUAGAGGGAUCCAGACAGCCAUUUCCUCAGUCUCUCUCUCUCUCUCUCUCUCUCUCUUUUAAAGACAGAUGCUCUCUCUUUAUAUAAGGGCUUUAAUAGAAACAGGCUUCUCUGUCGAAGAGUUCACAACUGUUUAAACCCGAGGCAGUGCCCAGACGGUGGGGAAAGCUGUGCUGUGCUCAUGGAUACAGCAUUUUGUGUUCAUGCCAGUUAGUUUUUAGGAAAUUCGUUGGAUUUUUCUGCUUGUGCUUUUUAUCAUUCGAAAGGCAGAUAGUAAAAUUAUCCAUAAUUGGUUCUUUCCACUGCACUGAUAAGCAGGAGGAGUCUCCUAAUGGAGCUUUUAUCCAGCAACACUGGCAUUCUUUUGAAUUCCCAGGCAUUCAGUUAUGUAAUAGGUAUGGGGUUUUUUGGCAGGGGGAGUUACAUGUGUCUUUGAGGUAACCCAUGCUUUUCAUCUUGCUUCUGACUCCUUUCAAGGCCUUCAGGCCAAGUCACUUUCAGGUGCUGCUGUUUCUUGCCUCGGGUGUUCAAGUUGUAUGGCUCCUGCAGUAUCAUCAAAGUAUAUACAGUCAUACCUUGGGUUACAGACGCUUCAGAUUGCGUUUUUUCGGGUUACGGACCCGCCAAAACCCGCAAGUACCAGAAUGGGUUACUUCCAGGUUUCGGCAGUUGCACAUGCACAGAAGUGCUAAAUCGUGCUUUGUGCAUGCACAGAAGCGCCAAAUUGCAACCCGCGAGUGCGCAGACGCGCCACUGCGGGUUGCAAACGCGCAUCCCGCACGGAUCUCGUUCACAACCUGAGCGUCCACUGUAUAUAGUACUUCAUGUGAGCAAGAAUGAUGGGGGAGGGGGUCUCUGAGGACCUUCGAGUUUAAACUUCCAUGGUACAGGGGGAAUGAAAGGAAGAGGCCUCAUUUCUGUAGGAUUAGUGUGCACAAGUGGUUGGGUGUGAGGGGCUACUAUUGUUUGGCUUUCCCUUGGUUGCCUUCAGAGCCAGCUGUGUAUCCUUGGUCAGUGCCAGCCUUGACUUAACUAGUGUGCCAGUUCUGCUCAGAGGUCUCCAAAAGCUCUUCUCUGGGCAAGAGCAGUACAGGGGUGGAAGAAACGUUCCAGUCAAACCGAAGCAAAUGCUUUGUGAUCGUGGCCUAGGUUGGCAUUCUGGGAUUAGAAGGCUGCAAGAUGCGAUUCCAAACCCGUAAUUCCUGCAUCCCAGGGGGUUGGGCUAGAUGACCCUUGGGGUACCUUCCAACAGCACUUCUGUGAUUCUGUGAAAGGGGCACCACACUCUUGAGUUCGCCGUCGUCAUCACCGUGCAUUUUGUAGUUCAAAAUGUUGAGCCUUGUGUGAACUGUCCAAAGCAGUUGCCCCUGGACUCUAUCUCCCAGAGACACGUCUGAAUUUGAACUCUGGCCCACCAGACCCAGGCCGAACAUUUCCUUGAGUCAGUAUUUUUUUUUUUUUUGAACCAACUACUAUGCCACCCUUCAAUAUAAAUAUUCUCAGGGAGCCUUUCACAAUAAUUAAAAAGUAUCAUGUUAAAAACAAAUGCGAAUUGGCCUGGGUGUUCCAUUGUCACCACAUUGUGUUGAUAGACAGGAGUUUUUGAAAGCAUGGGGUUCUGUUUUCCCAACAUAAUUUUGUAGGGUACAGACAAAUAUGGAGGGAUGCAAAGAUCCUCAUCCUUGACUCUCGUUCUCUCUUACAGGGGGGUUCUGAGACAUCCUGCUGA
Molecule: messenger RNA, 16585 nt
Organism: Podarcis lilfordi (Lilford's wall lizard)
Lineage: Eukaryota; Metazoa; Chordata; Lepidosauria; Squamata; Lacertidae
Source: the annotation of a GenBank genome assembly